Messenger RNA from Penicillium salamii, 1203 nucleotides. The record is from the annotation of a GenBank genome assembly. Lineage: Eukaryota; Fungi; Ascomycota; Eurotiomycetes; Eurotiales; Aspergillaceae.
AUGGAGUGUAUUAGCACCAGAGUGCCAUAUGCAAAAUGGCGUCUCAAUACCUUUCGAGAAUUGCUACGCACCUCACAGCCUUUGACCGCCCAUGCACGAAGCAUCUCGACCUCGCGACAGAACAAUAUGAGUGAGACGACGCCAAAAGAAUCCAGCGACACAUCUGAUCCCAAUACAAUUCCACCAUCUCAACGCCUCCCACAAUCACCGUUGAUUGCACACCCUCGUCCUUCGCGUCAGAAAAGUCGCAAGAUGCGCCCCACGUUCGAGCACACAUCGGCACUGAGCAAGAAUCCUUGGGCAGUCGCACUGGCAUCACCGACCCGUAUGUGCACUAUAACCGGGGCAAGGCUUCCAUCAGACCUCCUCGGCACCUGGGGUUUGGUGCGACAGCCCGGAACCGCCCUGUCAUAUAUGUUGCCUGUGGGCCUAAUGCAAGACUCUUUGGCGAACAAAGCCCCUGAUUCCAGCGCAAUGGAACCAGAGCUCCCAACCCCAGACGAUGAGGAAUCGGCUGCUGAGUUCGCGCCGCCUCCAAUUCGAAACAACCGGCCUGGACGCCAACUUGUCCUCCGUUUCACCGAGCUGCUCCCUCUCAUCAAAUCCAUUACAGUGCCACUGUCAAAGAAGGGUGGAAAGAAGCCACCGGUAAUGAGAUUGGUACCAUUCCGGUGGAAGCAUCCCCAAGGGCCUGUGAAGCCGACCGAUGAGAAGGACCUCCUCUGGCUUGAAAAUACCCCAGAAAUUUUACUGCGAAGUAUGCAAAGUGAUGUUUGCAAAAAGCUAGGCGCAGUACUUGGAAAAUACAAACGUGUCGAUGUCCCAAAUGGGGUCUGGAGAAAUCUUGAGAUGCCGCAGUACUCGAAUUCUACUCUCGAGGAGGCUUUGGGGAAGCUGGAAACCUUUGAGCGCAUGGAAUGUGGUGCUGUAUUGCUACUCGGCUCUAAGGGCACCACAACUGAUGCAGGAAGCACUCAAGCAGAAAGUGCUUUGGACUCGAUUACUCUUCCACAGACCGGCUUCACUGUCCCAGUGUUUGAUUUGACAACCCUCCUUGCAGAAUCUGAUUUGAGCACUCUCCGUGAAUCCCAUGCCCAACUUGAGCCCAGCGCUGUGUUCUUCAGACCCGACGACAAAGCGGGCAUCACUGCGAUGAUAUCACUCUGGAAGAUCAAACGCCUACUUGCUGAGAUCGAUUUAUAA